Molecule: messenger RNA, 1100 nt
Organism: Rhineura floridana
Lineage: Eukaryota; Metazoa; Chordata; Lepidosauria; Squamata; Rhineuridae
Gene: SAT1
Product: spermidine/spermine N1-acetyltransferase 1
Exons: 6
Coding region: 214-729 (171 amino acids)
Cellular component (GO): cytosol
Molecular function (GO): N-acetyltransferase activity
Source: RefSeq, a predicted model, not a curated record
GCUGUUCGCAGGGCACUCGGCGUUAGAAACAACUGGGCUUUGUUUGGUUGUGUGCUGUUUCGCUCUGAGUGCUGUUGGGGGAUGCUGGCUGCCUGACUGUGCCGCAGCUGCCAUCGCCGCGCCCGGGACGCGAAUGAAGAAACUGCUUCUCCUGCUCUUCAACUAUCGGGGACUCACGCGAGGCGGGGGACGCAAAGGGAAACGCCGUCGAAAAUGGCCUCGUUCCAUAUCCGUGCCGCGCGGCCCGAGGACUGUGCCGACCUGCUGCGCCUUAUAAAGGAGCUUGCUAAAUACGAAGAAAUGGAGGAUCAAGUAGUACUGACUGAGAAAGAUCUGCUUGAGGACGGCUUUGGAGAACAUCCUUUCUACCACUGUCUCGUUGCAGAAGUGCCAAAAGAACACUGGACACCUGAAGGCUACAGUAUUGUGGGCUUUGCUAUGUAUUACUUUACUUACGAUCCAUGGAUUGGAAAACUGCUGUAUCUUGAAGACUUCUUUGUGAUGAAUAAGUUCAGAGGUUUGGGCAUUGGUUCAGAAAUUCUGAAGAAUUUAAGUCGGAUGGCUGUUAAAUGUCGUUGCAGCAGUAUGCACUUCUUAGUGGCUGAGUGGAAUGAGCCUUCCAUCAGGUUCUACAAGAGACGAGGAGCUUCUGACCUGUCAUCUGAGGAAGGGUGGAGACUCUUCAAGAUAGACAAAGAGUACUUGAUGAAGAUGGCAACUGAAGAGUGAGGAGUUGUCAGGAUAAUAGCCAUUUCCAUCCAAUAAUUUCUCUUUGUGUCUUCCUAUAUUGUUUUCCAUCUAUGUUGUAAUGAAAUAGUUAAUAUGGACCCUAAUUCAAAAGCUUUAUUACCAGUGGCAUAAAUAUGAUUGUUUGCCAGAGUUUUGGGACUCCAAUCCCACAGGCAGUGAUAGAGAGUCAAGUGAUUUGCCUGUCUCCAUCCUCCCAUUUAGUACACUUGUGAUCCUAAAAUGUAUAUUGUAUAUAACUUCAUUCUGGUAAGUGUCAUUCAAAUGUGUACAGUGUACACACUGGUAGGGUUUUUUCUUAAUUAUUUGCAUUCAUAAGAAAAUAAACUGGUUUUCAUGUUGGUGACCACAAA